Danio rerio (zebrafish) is the source of this 2986-nucleotide messenger RNA. The record is from RefSeq and is a predicted model, not a curated record. Lineage: Eukaryota; Metazoa; Chordata; Actinopteri; Cypriniformes; Danionidae.
UUUCUUAAAUUUAUUUAACAGAUAUGGAAAUACUGAAUAUGACAAAAAAGAUCAUGAAUGAAGUUAAUGUCAGAUUUCAAAACAUUAAAAGCACAGACCAAACAACAAAUGAGAUAAAAAACACAAUUUUAGAUUCCAUUGCAAAAAUGAAUGAGAUGGACAAAGACAAAAGAAGAAAGGAAACCAUUGGUGUUUUUGGCAAAACAGGAGAAGGAAAAAGCUCUUUAUUAAAUGCAGUGUUGGGAUUAGAAGGUCUGCUGCCAUGUGGUAGUCUUGGUGCCUGUACAGCAGUGAUUACUCAAGUGGAAGCAAAUCUUGAGGACUCUGAAUACAAAGCUGAGAUUGAGCUCAUCUCUAAAGAGGAAUGGGAGAAUGAGAUUGCUUCCACAGAUGAAAGGACUGAUACAGAUAAUGAAAGGAUCAUUGCAGUGUAUGGGGCUGAUGCAGAUAAGAAAUCACUGGAAGAACUUAAGAAAAAUGCCAAAUAUGCUGAAAUUGAUCACUUUUUGUCUACCGAGAAAAAAACAAUUUCGCACACUGAAGUCCUUGACUUUGUCCGUGAUGUUAAAUGUCACAUUCAGCAAAGUGAGUAUAAUCCUGGUGGCUGGUACUGGCCUCUUGUGAAGAGUGUGACCAUCAAGAUUCCAGAUCGUCAAGAGCUUCUGGAACACAUUGUGCUGUUUGAUGUUCCUGGCACUGGAGACUGCAACAAGAUACGAGAUGAUCUGUGGAAAUCAAGAGUGAAGGAGUGCUCUUCUGUGUGGAUUGUAAAUGACAUCAAGCGUGCAAUCAGUAGCAAAGAGCCCUGGAGCAUAAUCGAGCACUGCAUCCAAGACUUGGGACCAGGAGGACAGUGCAAAACAAUAAACUUCAUCUGUACCAGGACUGAUGACAUUAAUAUAAAAGAAUAUCUAGGAUCUGCACAGCCAUCUGGAGAUCACUUUUCUUCAGACAAGAGUUCGAAAACAGCGUGCAUUCAUCAUAGGAACAACUCUGCAAAGGAUACUCUGAAAAGGAAGCUUGAAAACAUGAAAUCAAAAGACGUCAGAAGAUUCACCGCUGAUGUUUUUGCUGUCAGCUCUAAGGCAUACUUUAAUGAAGAUCUCCAGAUGGAUAAAAAUGAAACAGAAAUCCCAAAGUUGCAGGACCUUCUCAAGAACACCAACAAGAGCAUCAGGAGGGAACUGAUCAGAGAUUAUGUCAAUCAAGCAAAGGGAGUUUUGUUCCUUAUCCAACAAACCAAACUAAAUACAACAGAUGAAGAAAUGGCAAAGAUUAAAGCUGCAGUUCGUAAUGAUUACAAAGAGAGCCUUAAAAAAGCACUGAGGGAACUGAACGGUCGGUUUGAUCCACUAUAUGAGACUAUAGAGCAAUGUUUCUCAAAGGGAGUGGAGAAAUCAGUGGACCAGUGUCUCAGUACCACAAAGCCUGUGAUUUCAUCUGUGCCAUAUGAUAAAACCCUCCAAGCAUUGUGCAAGAAGAAAGGAUUUUGCUGGCCACAAUACUGGGAUGCACCUGUAGAUCUAAACAAGUGCUUGGCCAAACACAUCUACGACAACAUCGAUGAGGAGUUCAGCUUGAUAUUUCCUGUUGAUAGUAAUAACAUAACAGGGAGGUCAGUGCAAGAAAAGAUUGAUAAGUUCAGUGUUGUUCAGAAUGGCACUGUUUACUCUCCAUCUUCCAUUCUAUACCACAUUCAGAACUUCAUGAAAACAGAGGAAACCAAAGUGAAGACAUCCCUCAAACAAGAUGUUGUUAAUAGAAAGAAGAAUGUCUACUCAGUAAUCCAAAAAACAAUUCGGGAUCAAAUGACUGCAGGCUAUAAAAAAGCUGCCGAGAAGAGAGGACAAGGAGCCAUGGGAAAGAGAAAGAGCACAAUAAUAAAAACAAUUGAAUCAUUAAAAGACAGCAUGUUCGAAGAAGCAAAAAUGCAAUUUCUGAAUGAGUUCAAGUCCUUGAUGUGCUAUAUAUGCGAGAGCCUUAAAUCUAAGCUGAGCAGAUCAAUGGAGCGCUCAUUUUCACAAAGCAGCAAAGCUUCCUUGAUGGAUGUCUCAAGAGAGAUCGAAACCCUGGAGACACUGUCUGAAUACAUUGUCACUUAAAUCUGACUGAAGUCAUCAUUUAAACACAAGGACAAAAGAAACAACAUGUCAGCAUAAAUUAAAACUUGUCUAAUCACAUUUGAUGGGUAUGAAAGAAUAACAAUGAAUAUCAUUUCAUGUCUGCUUGUAGUUUUAUCACGGAUGGUGAUGUGUAAAUUUGACAUACUCAACCUUUUCAAGUUGUCUUAUUUUUGUUAUAGUUUGAUCUAAUGUUUCAUUACGUAAUGAAUUGCAAACUCAGCUCUGAUCUUAAUUAAUAUCCAAAAACAAUUCAUUUAAAGACUUACGUCUCACAUGAGUUUAUACUAGUCGAGCAGUGUUUAACAAAGUCACCAAUAUAUUUCAGCAAAUAAAACAUUAUUUUGUGGAAAACACAGUGAUUAAAACUAGUGAAUGAUUGUAGCGCGAUUUAGAUCAAGUUCAGAUCAGGACUCUGGGCUAGCCAUUUCAUUAUUUCAGUGUUUCCAGCCUAAACUAACUGCUUAAUAUAUCAUGCUGUGUGAAGGGCUCAUUUUUUUCUCUAUGUAGUUGAGCUAUUAAUGCUGAAGGAGCUUCAGAUAAACAUUUUUACUUUGCAGUAGGGCUGUGCGAUUUGGGGAAUAUAUCUAAUUGCAAUUUAUUUUUGACAGAUAUUGCGAUUGUGAUUUGAUUUGCAAUUUAAUUUUAUAGACAAGCUUGAGCUCAAUAAUGUGUAAGCUGUGGAAUCAAUUCUGUGACAGCUCUUAAAAAUGACCUGUUUUUUUGGUGUCUGUGACUGUGAAACCAAAGUAUUCCCAUAUUUCCAUCAUGCUGUUUUUCUUUGAUAUAGACGCCUUUAUCCCACUUGUCCGCGCUUUCCUGUUUGUUUUCAGUACAAACAUUUAAUUAAAAAGUUUCCACAUCAA